This is a messenger RNA of Xiphophorus hellerii (green swordtail), 8166 nucleotides long. It is a transcript of the gene mmp15b, whose product is annotated as matrix metallopeptidase 15b. Lineage: Eukaryota; Metazoa; Chordata; Actinopteri; Cyprinodontiformes; Poeciliidae. Gene Ontology annotation, cellular component: extracellular matrix. The record is from RefSeq and is a predicted model, not a curated record. Gene Ontology annotation, biological process: collagen catabolic process; proteolysis; extracellular matrix organization. Gene Ontology annotation, molecular function: zinc ion binding; metalloendopeptidase activity. The transcript is spliced from 10 exons. Bases 1 to 1965 code for a protein of 654 amino acids.
AUGGCCGUCUCCUCACGGGACAGCUGCUUCUGGUUGCUCUGGAGACGGACCCUGCUCGCGCUGUGGCUGUGCACGGUGGGAGCGCGAGGAGCGGAAGAUGAAAGAGGCUUCAAUGCCGAGUCAUGGCUGAGGAUGUAUGGGUACCUACCCCAGGCCAACCGACAGAUGUCCACCAUGCGGUCAGCUCAGAUCCUGUCCAACGCCGUCAGUGACAUGCAACGCUUCUACAGUCUGGAGGUCACCGGUCAGAUGGACGCUCAGACCAUCAGUGCCAUGAAGAGACCCCGCUGCGGUGUGCCUGACAAGUUCGGAGGGCAGAUCAAAACCAACGUGCGUCGGAAGCGUUACGCGCUCACUGGACAUAAAUGGAGCAAGAGCCAUCUCACUUACAGCAUUCAGAACUACACUCCUAAAAUCGGAGAGUACAAUUCAUACGAGGCCAUCCGGAGGGCCUUUAAGAUCUGGGAGGGAGUCACCCCGCUGACCUUCGAUGAAAUCCCCUACCAGGAAAUCAAAUAUGGACGCAGAAAGGAGCCGGACAUCAUGAUUUUCUUCGCUUCGGGUUUUCACGGAGACAGCUCUCCUUUUGACGGGGAGGGUGGCUUCCUGGCUCACGCCUACUUCCCUGGACCCGGGAUGGGAGGGGACACGCACUUUGAUGCUGACGAACCUUGGACCAUUGGGAACCACAACGUGCAAGGUAAUGACCUGUUCCUGGUGGCGGUCCAUGAGCUGGGCCACGCCCUGGGCUUGGAGCACUCCAGUAACCCCCUGGCCAUCAUGGCUCCCUUCUACCAGUGGAUGGAGACGGAUAACUUCCAGCUUCCCGACGACGACCGACAAGGCAUACAGCAGAUCUACGGUCAACCCGACAGCGUUCCCACUCAGGCGCUGCCCACCGUGCCGGCUCGCCGCCCAGAACCCAGACCACCCCAGAAUCCCCCCCGCCCCAGGACCACCGACAGACCCGACCACUACGGGCCCAAUAUCUGCGAGGGGAACUUCGACACCGUUGCCAUGCUGCGCGGAGAGAUGUUCGUUUUUAAGGGUCGGUGGUUCUGGAGGGUUCGCAGGAACAGGGUCCUGGAUAACUACCCCAUGCCCAUUGGUCACUUCUGGAGGGGUCUUCCCGGCGACAUCGAUGCCGCUUACGAGAGACACGACGGCCGGUUCGUCUUCUUUAAAGGAAACAGAUUUUGGCUCUUCAGGGAGGCAAACCUGGAACCGGGCUACCCUCUCGAUCUGGUUGAUUAUGGUCGAGAUAUUCCCUACGACCGGAUAGACACCGCAAUCUGGUGGGAACCGUCCGGCUACACUUACUUCUUUCAAGGAGACAGAUACUGGCGCUUUGAUGAGACGUCACAGUCUGCUGACAGAGGCUACCCAAAGUCAAUCGAUGUCUGGGACUCUUCAGUGCCCUCUUCUCCCAAGGGGGCCUUCCUUAGUGAUGAUGGGGCAUACACCUUCUUCUAUAAGGGCACCAAGUACUGGAAGUUUGAUAACCAGCGUAUGAAGAGCGAACCAGGCUAUCCCAAGUCCAUCCUGAGAGACUUCAUGGGCUGCAGUGUGGACCUGGAUCCCGACAGAGACACCGACUCUGGACGCAAAUACCCAGACCUAAACCGUCCACCAUUCAACCCAGACGCGGGCCGUGAUGCGGACAAGGGCAAAGGACGGGAUGGGACAGACCGCGAAGGCACAGACUCUGACAAGGGCAAAGGCUCGGACAAGGACAAGGAUGAAGAUUACAUUGAGGGUCGGGAAGAAGACACCAAUGAGGUAGACGUGGUGCUGAAGGUGGACGACAGCGAGGAACGAACCAUGAACAUUUUGAUGGUGACCAUCCCUCUGGUCCUGGUGAUGUGCAUCCUGGGAUUGAUCUACGCCAUCAUCAACACGCUGCAGAGCAAAGGGACGCCACGGCUGCUGGUGCACUGCAAGCGCUCCCUUCAGGACUGGGUCUGACCCUUAGCUUGAGGAGGCUCUGAACUUUACACACCUCCGCUCCUCUCACCCAGACCUCUUUCUGGUGAUCCAUCUGUGCUCAGUGGUUCCUGCAGCUCUUAGUAAAUGUGGCGGUAGAUCCAUCCUGAUCCAGUACUGAUAAAAACUACAAGCGAACGUAAAUUAUGUCUUACAUUUAGAGACACUGAUACACCACCUUAACCACCUCCCUUCGCCCAUGGUGCUCUACAGUGCGUUGACUGUAGUCUAUUUAUGACAGAACUUUGCACAUUUUUUUCUUUUCAUGUUGUUUUGUUUUGGUUCCUUCUGUGUGAGACUUCAUGUUGUUAUUAUUAGUUCAUAACCAGGAAAGCUGUUCUGCUCUCUGUCUUCUCUGCAAGGCCCUCCUCCUUCCCCUGAAUCUCAACGGGGCUUUCUGUUUGAGGAUAUCGUAACAUCUGCUUAUGUCAUCUCACAAAGGGUUAGCAAACAUGUGUAGACAAAGCACUGGGCUUGAAGCUUGGUUGAUAAUCAAUUCUGUCGUCACUUUUAGAUGGUUGUCUGCAGUGUAGUGUAUCAAACACAUGCUGCUGGGUUUAACUGGAAAUGGUUAACACAGGUUCAGGAAGUGUUUGUAUCUCACGUGAGGCUUUGCUCAAACCCUCUGAGUCAGGCAGUUACAGGACAGGUGUUUUCCAUCGUGGUUUUGGAUUUUUCUUACAUGAUUGAUCACUUUAGUCCCCCCCCCCAAAAAAAAAGUUCGGACCUGCUCAUCUGCUCUACAGGGUUGUUGAAAGAACCAGGUGGACACUUUGGUGAACCCAUGGUUUCCCUUUUUUUUCUUUUGAACAGAAUCCACCACGUUCAUGCUGACAGAUAUUUUAGAAUCCAGACAUCUUUGAGAUUCUUCAGCAGGAAACAGGAGCUCCAAGUUAAGACUUCUCGAAACCUCUCGUUUUGGUGUUGAAUCGACGAGUGGUCUAGUUCAUACAUAGCCACUAUCUGUGCUCUGGAAACCACAAUGGAGGAGCUGUGGGCUGCAUUACAUUUUAAAGGAAAUGGCAGGAAAUGGUGAACAGCAUCAAAGAAAACAGGAGCUAAAUGAAUUUAGCCGUUUUUUUCAUCCUUAGUUUUGACGUGAUGUUGAUGUCGGUACCGUCCCCCUCCAAAGGCUUAGUUUAAUUUCUUUUCACCAUUUCUCAAAUAACUGCAUUACAGUUAUUUGGAUAAAAAAUAACUGGACUAGUGAGACUGUGAGCUAUACCAGAUAAAAUCUCAGAAUAUAAUGAGUCACUUGUUGACCGUCACUGGGUUUGCAUAUUCGGCUCAAUAUGCUUGCACAAACAUACUGUACAUCCCAUUUGUGCAAGCAUAUUGAGCAGAAUAUUUCCAUCUUGUGGUUUGAUGAAUAGGAACACACAGAAAUAACAAAAUCACGGCAAAAAUGACAAUUAUGUUGUGUAAUUAAUUUAUUAUAUGCAAUCAACUUUGGUUAAUUUCAGCUUUUCGCUUGUCAUCUGUCUUCAGUAAAAAAAGAUAUAUUUGUGCUGUUCAUCUGUUAGAUUUGAAAAAAAAAAAUCGUCAUAGAGACAAAGACUACCAGCCGUUGUAGUUUCUGCUACAUUUCCUCAUAAAGCCAACACAAUUCAGGUAAAGUUUAAGGCCUUUAGCUUCCAACUAGGAGGAUUCUACUUUAUAUGGUCAUAGCUGUAAAAAACAGUGAGCAAAACACAUCCACUUUUUGUGUGCUAACGUCUGUUAGCUUGUUUUAGCUUCGCAUGUCAUUAGUUCCUCAAAGUGAAUCAGAAAAGCCUCACUGUGUCAGUAGUUCUCCUAACCUCCACAGGCAAUAUUAGGGUAGGGGCAAAUUUCAUUUGCGACAGAUGUCUUGCAUCAUCUAAAGCACGAAACAAACAUGCUAAUCAGGCUAAAACUCUAAUAUUAUAUGGUCUUUUUGGAAAGCACUGGCAUUAAUCUGCUUUUCUCAAUAGUGAUGAAUAAAUUACAGAUCUACAAUCUCAUAAUCUAGAAAUCAUGACUUAAAAUAAGAUUCAGGUUGUAGUAAACGUUGAGUAUUAUCAAGCAAAUCUUUAGCUGCUUCUCAGCUGGCUGGACCAUACUUCUUCCCAUAUAUGGGAACAAAUAUAAAGACUUCUCUGUCCUGCAGGGUAAACAGAGUCACAGGAGAACCUGUUCCCUUUACAUUCAGGACAGGCUUAUCCUCAGUCUGCCUCUUCUGUGUCAACAAUCAGGAAUUUCCUUUGUGCUGUACACGAGGGGGAGUAUUCAUUAUCUGAGAGAACCUUAACCUUAAACCGUAGCAGGGCUCAGCUAAUGUUCCACACACUCCCAAACAGCCUGUCUGUCGAGCACAAAUCAAGAAUGAUGACCUGCGAUCUUGGUGUCAGAACAGUGGGGUAUCUGGACACACCAGGGUGGGCUCAUGUGAGCACAGGCUAAUCCUCCUCAUGAAAAACAGCAGGUGUGCACAAAAUGCCGUUAACCCCCUGGACCUUUCCCUUAAACCCUUAAGUUCCCUGGUAUCGGAAAGCUCCUUGCUCCUUUUUCACCUCGCAAGAACAAAGGAUGAAGUCUUUGUAAAGUAGUCAUUGGAUCAGCCCUGCAGGGCAAAUUAAACAUGUCAGUAAGUGUGGAAUUGCUUAUUUUGCCUCUGCACAGUUGUAGCCAAAUUAGAUUUUUAGAUAAAGUGAAGCUUUAUUCACACUUUGAAAGGAAGACUGCUAACCAAAAAAACCUUUCAUAUGUUACGGUUUGUUUUGUCUCUUGACAUGGAAACUGACUUACUAAAAAAUAACUAAUUCAGGUUGUGAAAUGAGCUUACAGUUUGGUGUUAGAACCUCCACUGUCACAUUGUGGUUUAGCGGUAAAUCUGAGUUGUGGUCCUCUGAAAGAAAUUGUUCCUUAUCAUUACUCUGAUUUAGCAUCUAAAGGUGAGUCAAGCUGUUGGGUCAAGCUUGACCGCAAAGGAAGAAAGGCUUAUCUAUAAGGAGGGAGCAUGGGGAGUGCUGGGUGGAGCUUCGUCAGGUUGCUCAGAUCUAAUCGGGGAGUGUCUGACCAUCCUACAGCUGAAACAAAGGAGGGGGGAGGGGACAGAGGAAAGGACGUUGACUUUGCCUCCCUGAGGCUACAAAGUGUAGAUCUCAGGAAUAACGAGUUCUGGACGGAAGAGGAGAAAAAAAGAAGGAGGGGCCAUGGGAGGCAGAUUUGUCUGAAAUUCUGCCAGGGUCCUGGAAACUCACAGUCACUAAGACUCUCACUCGCUGCUUAAGUAAAGCCACUUCCUGUAUACUGUUUGCACUUUUUCACAUUUUGUCACACUCCAAUCACAGACUUCAGCGUCUUUUUGGUAUUUGAUGUGACAGACCAUCACAAAGUAAAUCUGAAAAGUGCGUCAUGCUCCUGAUGUCGAUGCACGGAGGAACAACAUUUUGCUGCAGUUGCAGCUUCAGGUCUUCUGGCCACCAAGUGGGAAUCUGUAAGGACUAAAAUGUUUGCGUAGCAACAACAACAGCAAAAAACAACCAAAUUUAACCUAAGUUUUAAACCAUAUAGCAGUAAAUUAUCGUAAAAUAUGUAGAGGCUUGUGGCUGCAGCACAACAAAAUGUGCAAAGGUUGAAGAGGAAGGAAUAGCUUUGAGUCUGGCCGUUGACCCUGAGCCCCACUGCAGUGUUAAGGUUGAAGGCUUGUGUUGGUGGGACACCUCAACAGUUAACAGGACACUCAGCCUGACAAGAACCUGGAGAUUGAUCUAAGGCAAGUCAAUCCUGGUUGCUUAGAAAUGGUGUCCUGUGUCCAUCGCUCCUCCCUCUCAUCAUUAAUAAGUUGUCAGAGGGAGUGGUUGGCGGACGCAGCUAAUCAGCGCUAAAAGCACCGUCCUCUCCUGUCCUCCCCUCCCAUUGGUCCAGCUGGGACAUCUGCGAGUACUCAGGCAUCCCAGUGUCUGGACAGGCUCAGAAAGUGCACACUCACCGCAUUAGACACUAAGUAGCAGAUAGAGUUCAUCAAUCUGCCUUUCCUGUGACCUCCAAACAACCACUUUAAAGAGCGGAGAGCCAGCAGAAAGCUGACCGAGCCGACGCGCCUCAGAGAUCGCCGCGCUCUGCCAGUUUCAGCAGCUUCUCGUUGUUCCGUCCCACUCGUUGUCUCCGGACACCGAGCGCGAGAGAAAUAUCGAACGAACUCUUGUCUGAGGUGAUUGAUGCGCGUGUUGAAGAGUUCAGUUAAUCAGCCCUACUCUCCAUCAGUGAGCUCUAUUUUCUGAUAGUAAAUCUCCCACCCCCUCUGCAUGCCUGGCCCUGGAAGCCCGGGGGAAUCAUCACAACAACAAUGGCCUGCUCUCUUCCUCUCUCUCUCUCCCCUCCCUCCAUUUUUCUCUCCUUCUCCUUGGAUGCACAUUUGCACAAAAACAUUAUUGUCUCCCUCAAUCCAACCUCAGCCAACCUUCCCUUUAGGAAACCGUUACGGCCUUUUUUUUUUUUAGAUCAGCUGUAACAGAAUUUGCUUAAACAAACACUCUACCUGUCGGCUCUGUUGCUUUCCUUAAGGCCUGGACCAGUAAGCAGUCGGUUCACUCUGAGGGUCUCAGAUGCCAGCGUGGGGAAGGCUCGGACAUGCUGAGCUGUCAUGUGUCUCAGGAUGUCUCUGUGUAAACACGGCAUGCUGUGAGCGUUCCUGGCUCAGCCCCGACCGCCAAGCUUUCAGCACAGAAAGCCUGACGCCUCCGAUUCCAUUCCACCGUUAUUUAGAAGGCAGCAGUUAGAGGCGGACCAAUCGGAGAUCUGUAUCAGAUAUCCAGCUUCCGCUAAGCUGUGGUCUGCCGUUUAUUAAUAAAAUAUUCGCAUUUAUCAUUUAUUUUAUUGUUUUUUUGGGGGGGUAUAAGGGGUUUGUUGAGCCAACACCUCACCAUGACGUCUGCUCUGAUGGCAUAAAAAUGGUCUGGAUACUUAAGAGUUCCACGUCUAGUUGUCAAAACACACCUUUACUGUUGUUAGCAUUGCAUUAGUAGCAGCUUCUGUGUGUUCCUUAGCAACUCUAGACCCUGAAAUGCCCAAAAGCUUGCCAACAUUUCCUUUGGUACAUGUGGCUCUCAUUCACUAGAAGCUCAGCAGGAGGAAAGAUGAUGAGAUAUGAGGACGACAUGCAGCACAUGGGUCAAGAGUCCAGUCCAGAACAGCUCUGUCACUGAGCCUCAAGGUUAACAAUAUUUCUGAAUUCAGCAUGUUCCACAACUUAGAGCGGUUCAAACAUCAAUCAGCUCAAACGCAGCCACGUCGCUUCAGUUUGUCCAGCUUUCCUGCCAGUCUGACCUGAAUGAAGUGCAGACACGUCUCAACACGUCAAAAUGUUUCCUUUUAAUCGUCUUCAUUUGCCUUUUAUUCUUCCUCCAAUUUUAUUUCUAAACAUUUCACUGACACUGAAGGUAAACAACUCUGACUCGUCCUCCGUCAGUAGCAACUUCCAUGCCAAAGAGUGUUUGUUGGUGUGACCAGGUAGCGCUGGUGUCCAGUGCAUUGACCGGUCAUCAGCCGGUUUCUCCGUGCAGCUCUGUGUUUGUCGUCACACCUCCGCUGAAGACGGACGGACAGCGAAGGAUCCGAAGAACAUACUGCCUCACUUUUCACUUAAGUCAGCUUUUGUAGUCUAGAUUGGUUGGGCCCCAGAGGACUGCGGUUUGCCCAGAUCCUCCUGUUUUCCCAGAAUGCCCCUCAGCUUGCUCACUGAGCCCAUCCACUUGGAAACCACUCAUUUUAAAUGGCCACUCCACUAACCCUCCAUGGGAAUGGAACAGAAACCAAGGCUUCCAAAUGACUUUCAGAGCCUUGAGAGGGCAACAGAUGAGUAAUCAUCGUGCCUCAUAAGGACACUCAAGACUGGUGGGCAGGCGACCUAAUAAAACUGCCUCUAUCCUCUAGUUGCAGCUACAGUAGAGACUGGCUUCACGCCGUUUGACUCUUUGUUUCUGUUAUUUUCUGUAAAAUAAAGAAUUUCAGUUUCAUCUCUGCCUGGGAUGAAAUGAUGAGGAAAAUGUGUUUUAAUUUCAUUGUUUAUAGCAUUCCAAUGAAUAUUUUGGAUGUGUUUUUACGUUUUUUGUUAGAUUUUUUUUUUUUUUUUUUACAUUUGUGUUGUGUUCAAUUCUAGUUUAGUGUGUUAACAAGCCAUGCUGGACAUGUACACAUUAAAAAGUGCUCUGAGAAAAGGAA